AUGGCUACGCCGAGACCUUCAACGUCCUACAGCACGGUGUCAACAUCGUAUCAAAAUGGAUACACAAACUCGACCUCCCAGCCUGCGUAUCCCCGCCGCUCGAGUACCACUCGUCCAAGUACAGGCAGGAGAUCGAGAGCGGGCUCUACAAUUGGUGGUGGUGAGUCUCAGCAGAUCAUCUGCGCCAUAAGUGAAGGCCGAGGAAUUUCACCAACUGUCGGCCUGGCCUUCGUCAAUAUCUCCACUGGUGAAGCUGUCCUUAGUCAAAUAUGUGACAACCAAUUUUACGCCAGAACACUCAAUAAGCUCCAGGUCUUUGAACCCACUGAAAUUCUGAUAGUGUCCACCACAGGACCUCCGAAUCCCAAAUCGAAGAUGUUCCAGGUCGUGGAGGAGAAUGUCCUGGGAGCAAGAAUUACCACCCUGGAUCGUAAGUAUUGGUCGGAAACUGCAGGUCUGGAGUAUAUCCAACAGUUGGCUUUCAUUGAAGAUGUUGAAGCAAUCAAAGUUGCGAUUGGUGGCAAUUACUUCGCAACUUGCUGUUUUGCCGCAGCACUCAAGUAUGUCGACUUGAGUUUGUCUUUGACUUUCGCCUUUCAUUCUCUCCGUAUCAAGUAUCAGCCGUCUGAGGGCUCGAUGAUGAUCGAUCUCUCCACUAUCCAAUCCUUGGAACUUAUUCAAAACUUGCAGAAUGCGAAGUCAAAGGCAUGUCUCUUUGGACUGAUGAAUGAAACAUUGACGCCCAUGGGGUCGCGACUCCUUAGAAGUAGCAUUCUCCAACCCUCGACGCAAGCGGACGUGCUUAACCAGCGGUAUGAUGCACUCGAGGAACUGUCGAACCGGGAGGAUAUGUUCUUUCAGAUAAGACAAGGUCUCAGGUCGUUUCAUGACAUUGAGAAGCUUUUGACUAGUCUUAUUAUCAUCCCAGCUCAGCCUGAUAUACGACAGUCUGAACAAGCGAUCAACAAUAUCUUGAUGUUGAAGAGUUUUGUCCAAGCAAUACCACCAUUAUACGGAGCACUCGCAGGCGCUCGAUCGGACCUUCUUAUAAUGAUCCGAGAGAACUGUCGAUACGAGAACAUCGAUCCAACGAUAAAGCUUAUAGCUGAAGUCAUAAACGAGGAUGUUACAUUCCAGAAGACGCCUUUGGAUUUGCGCAACCAAAGGACUUAUGCUGUGAAGUCUGGUGUCAGUGGCCUCCUUGAUGUUGCACGGCAAACCUUCAAAGAAGCUACAGAGGACGUACACCAACACGUCACUGAUAUCAACCAGCAAUACGAGAUGCAAGCGGAAACAAAAUAUGACAAUUCGCGCCGAUAUUGGUUAAGAAUUUCCGAAAAUAGUUUUGAUGGUCGAUCUCUUCCCGAUAUCCUUGUCAAUCGAUAUCGUAAGAAGGGGUUCAUCGAAUGCCAAACGCUGGAUCUCAUGAAAUUGAAUCAAAGAAUAGAAGACUCGCAUCAAGAAGUUGUCUUGAUGAGCGACAAGACCAUUCAGGAUUUGAUCGACAAUAUCCGAGGCGAAAUUCCAAGCCUAUUUCGAGUUUGUGAGAGCAUUGCUAUGUUAGACAUGAUUGCCUCGUUUGGUCAGUUAGUUACCACAAAUGAUUAUGCUAGGCCAGAGAUUACCGAUUGCCUCGCGAUCAAAUCUGGCCGCCAUCCAGUUAAGGAAAAGGUCCACUUGGAGAAAUAUGUUCCCAAUGAUGUCUAUGCUGCCCAGCAAUGUCGGUUCCAGAUCAUUACUGGCUGCAACAUGAGCGGUAAAAGCACCUACAUACGAUCAAUUGCUCUCAUGAGUGUGAUGGCCCAAGUUGGCUGUUUCGUCCCUGCGCAGACUGCUUCUUUCCCCAUAAUACGUCAACUAUUUGCCCGAGUAUCAAUGGACGACAGCAUUGAGGCAAAUGUUUCAACCUUUGCAUCUGAAAUGAGAGAGACGGCGUUCAUCCUAAGAAACAUCGAUAGGUCCAGUCUCGCUGUCAUCGAUGAACUUGGCCGCGGAACUAGCACCCGAGAUGGUCUUGCUAUUGCGUUGAGCAUUGCUGAAGCCUUGGUUGAGAGCAAAGCAUUGAUCUGGUUCGCAACGCAUUUCCGUGAACUAGCACAGAUAAUGUCAGAACGUGUUGGUGUUGUUAAUCUUCACCUCAUCUCAGAUAUGAGCAGGGAGAAUACAAUAACAAUGCUCUAUAAGAUUGGCCAAGGCUAUGUCAAAGAAGAACAUUACGGAUUGGCUUUAGCCCGUGUUGUAGACCUUCCACCACAAGUCCUUGAGAUCGCCGAAAAAGUAUCGAAGGCUCUGGAGGACCAGGCAGCGGCCAAGAAGAAGUCAUCGAAGGCAUUCGUACUUGUCAAGCGGAGGAAGCUUGUCCUAAGCCUGAAGGAGACACUAAAGCAAGCUGAAAAUAGUCCAAUGGAUGAUAAGGUUCUGUUGAAUUGGUUGCGAAAGCUUCAGGAGGAGUUCGUUCGUCGUAUGGAAAAAAUCGAGAGUGAUGCUACGAGUGAUGCGGAGGAGACAGUUGAAGAAGAUUCCGAGGAUAUUCCAGCAGACGAUGACCAGUCUGAGGAACCAGCUUCAGAUGUUCCCAGUUAAGUGAGCAACUACUUCGAUAUUCUUUGCUUUAUAUGCAUUAUGUAACUAUUGCUGUAUAAAAUACGAAAAUGGAAUUGCUAAGG
This is a messenger RNA of Amorphotheca resinae ATCC 22711, 2666 nucleotides long. RefSeq lists its product as hypothetical. NCBI's taxonomy places the organism in Eukaryota, Fungi, Ascomycota, Leotiomycetes, Helotiales, Amorphothecaceae. The transcript is spliced from 10 exons. Gene Ontology annotation, cellular component: nucleus. Gene Ontology annotation, molecular function: ATP-dependent DNA damage sensor activity; mismatched DNA binding; ATP binding. The coding region runs from base 1 to 2583 and encodes 860 amino acids. Gene Ontology annotation, biological process: mismatch repair; reciprocal meiotic recombination. The record is from RefSeq and is a predicted model, not a curated record.